This is a messenger RNA of Amphimedon queenslandica, 1939 nucleotides long. Its product is annotated as amine oxidase [flavin-containing] A-like. The transcript is spliced from 4 exons. The record is from RefSeq and is a predicted model, not a curated record. Gene Ontology annotation, molecular function: oxidoreductase activity. NCBI's taxonomy places the organism in Eukaryota, Metazoa, Porifera, Demospongiae, Haplosclerida, Niphatidae. Bases 79 to 1851 code for a protein of 590 amino acids.
AACUGCAGCUCCUAUUAAAGGCCUGGGGUAACGUGGGGGUUUUGCAUUUGGUUGGUAGAUCUUCCUCUCCUCUUAGAAAUGUCUAAGCAAGUCGUCAUCGUAGGUGCAGGUUUAAGUGGGACGACAGCAGCCUCUUACCUGACCCAAGCUGGUGUCCCUGUCAAGUUAUUCGAGGCACUGGAUCGUGUAGGUGGAAGAACCUACACCGUUCCACCCCCCGAAAACUGCUCGGGUCCUGUGGAUCACGGUGCUGGAUAUGUUGGUAGCACUCAAACUGCAGUGAAGGCUCUUCUACAGGAGCUGAAUGUUGAGACUCAUGAAGUCCCUGGGGACGGUUUCUUGUACACCCUCAGCUGGGGUGGAAAUGUCUAUUACAUGAAAAACGUUCUCCCUGAUCUUUUCAAGUAUUUGGCCUGGUACGAGAGCGUUGCAAUCUGCCUUGCUAUUAUUGAUAUGUACUGGAAGGGAAUGAGCAUCAAUACUGAAGAACCGUGGAAUUCACGAAACGCCGAUGAAUGGGACAACAUGACUGUACAGAACUGGAUUGAUACUAAAUUCCCUGGAAGCAAGUUUAGCAAUGCUAGGACCAUUUUCCAGUUUGUUUGUCGUAUCCCUCUCGGGGUAGAAGCCUCCGAAACCUCAUUUCUAUAUUUCCUUUGGUAUUUCAAAUGUGGUUCGGGUUUUUAUGAUUUGCUCUUUCCUGCACAGGACAGGAUCGUGGUUGGAGGAACACAGCAGUUAAGUGAGAAAAUAAAUGCAACACUACCAAAAGAGUCUCAAGCCCAACUCAAAACACCAGUGCUUGCAAUGGAUAACAAUGAUUCUUCAAAAGUUGUCAUUACUCCAGCAGGUAGUAGUCAAAUUGAGGCUGAGCGUUGCAUUCUAGCUAUGACCCCUCAUACUCGUGAUUACAUUGCCUUUAGGCCACUCCUCUCUCCAAUGUAUCACAAGCUACCACAGCGUACUCCCAUGGGUACUACUAUUAAAAUACAUCUUUUCUACAAUGAAAAAUUCUGGCGUGUCGGGAAAAAAUUGAAUGGAAAUGCAACCAUUUUUGAUGGUGAUAGUAUCAGUCAAACGUAUGACUGUACAGCCCCAGGAGAAACCCCUUGCCUUCAGGCAUUUUAUGUUGGUGAAGUUGGACGUCGUAUGGCUAUGAUGGACCCUGCUGCUAGGGAGAAAGAUGCUAAAGCAACGAUUGGUAAAAUUUUUGGGAAUCCAGAGAAAGCCAAUGCCAACAUUGGAUACAGUGAAUUUAUCUGGGAAAAUCAUCCUUGGAUUGGUGGGGCCCCUACUGGUACCUGUGCUCCUGGUACUCUUACAUGUUAUGGGAAUGCAGUUCGUACUCCAACUGGAAGGAUCCACUUUGCAUCCACAGAAACAGCACAAGAUUGGACUGGGUACAUGGAUGGUGCUAUAAGGGCUGGGCACAGAGCUGCCUCUGAGGUUCUUAAGGAACUCGGAAAACCAGAGCCAAAGCCUCUCCCACCUGUACCUAAUGUUAUUAAUGAUGACUUGAAGAUGUUGAAUGACAUGGUUAAUGCCACCAAUGAAAAAGUUAAUGAUUCUGCAAGGGAAACAAAGAACAACCAAGUACGUGUUUGUAGCUACUCACCUGGCCUUCGUAUUACUACAAUAAAUUCACCUGGUUCAAAUCCUACGAUACGUAUCUCUUCAUCUUUUCAGAGACCCUCUGAUAUGGAACAGGCUCAGCAAUUUUUAACUCAGCGGUUUGGGAACUUAAGUGUUGGGUUAGAAAAAUUUUUUUCUGCUAAUAAAAGAAAAGACAAAGGCCUCAUAGCUGGUUUAAAUAAGCUUCAGGAAUCUAUUGCUGCUAUUGGCUUACAAUGACCUGUAUCCAUAGAAUAAUUUAUUGACUUGUCAAAAACUAAUUUUUGUAUAAAUCAUUAGUUGUUGUUUUGAGGUUAUUAAAAUAAUG